Molecule: messenger RNA, 6322 nt
Organism: Schistocerca cancellata (South American locust)
Lineage: Eukaryota; Metazoa; Arthropoda; Insecta; Orthoptera; Acrididae
Exons: 9
Coding region: 338-1645 (435 amino acids)
Source: RefSeq, a predicted model, not a curated record
AGGCGUCGUGUCGAAUUGCCUGAUGCCGACACUCGUCCUCGUGGCGAACUAAAUAGUACGCUAACGUACACGGACGCGUCUAAAAGAUUCCGUCUCUGCCUUCGUUUCACUAGUUUUGUCUGUGUUUUCUUUGGGGAGUCAUUUGAAUCGCGGUCCGUAGAGAGCGAGAAACGAACACUUUUAUUCCCCCUUUCGCGAGUAAGACCUGCAGGUUUCGAUUGCCCUGAAUACGAGAAAUGGUACAGACGACCAAACACAAACGGAGGACUUUAUGACUCAGCUGAGGCUUCUGAGGAUGGAGUUCGUUAUCGCCAGGGACUGGAGUUGAAGGAUAUGAAUGAGGACCACAUCAUUUAAUUUACAGGUAACCACGCUUGUCGUGCUGGCAUUAAUACCAUGGCCUGGCCCUACUGUGUUUAAGAUAUCAUGUCCACGCGAUCAUGCAUCUGUUGUGCGGAAGGUUGUUCAGAAGAAAUGGAUACCAGUGUUGGAGAAAUAUCAAGUCUCAAUCCCUCUCGAGUGUCCCUUUCAUCCUGUGAGAGACAUAUAUUGGCCUCAACAAUCUGCCAAACAGCAACAUCGGUCUUCUCAGUGGACAUGUGGAAUAUGUGGGAAAUCAUUUUAUGAAGAACGUUUUCUAGACAAGCAUUUUGACAAUAGGCACAAAAACCAAAUUAAUAUGGCUGAAGAUGCAGUAUGCCUAGCUGAUUAUUGUGACAUCAUGCGAUGUGAGGUACUAAUGACACAAGAAGUAGGAAGUGGUGAAUCAGGAGAAUCCAGUCAGGGAAACACUGACAUUGAAGUGUGGAGUGAGUCAACAGCUUAUCGCACUGCACUGUCACCGUCGGGACCUCGAGACCUUGCUCGUGUGCUGUUUAGGAGAGGACCAUAUACUGAACAUGACAGACAGCCACAGGAAGCACAAGGGUCCACACCAAGUACACAACCCAGUGAGAAUCACUGCCCUCGCACUUCGCAACCACCAACUUCAGAACAGCAUCAGCAGCCUCAAGCGACUUCUGACACUGACACAAAUACUUCUGCACCGGAUACCUGUGACAGCGGAAACCUUGUUGACUCAUCUGUGCCUCCAGGGGAUCGUAAGCAACAAAGACUGAGUGAGCUGCAGAGACUCAAAGCCAACUGCAAACCAGAAGAACUUCAAGGCCUUAAACUUCGGUGUGAGAUUCUUGUGAGAGAUUGCAUAGCAGGUUUAUUAGUAAACUUGUCCAUCCAAAAUUUUAAGGAAGUUGAAGAGGAGUUGAAUCGUGCUGUGUGUUGGUACCUCACUUGUGACCGCUACUGGGAAGAUUCUCCCAAUGAUUCUAGACAUUUUCCUUGGGGCCUUGUUUUCGUGUUGGUCAUGGUGCUUUCUCUUGGUAUCUGCCUCUGCUACUACAUAAUAUGGGUUCUGUUUGAUUCUGAUGACCAAAGUGUUGCCAGCACAAGUGCCACUGCAACGGCUACUUCAUCUCCAGUGCAUCAUGCAAAUUCAACUAAUAGGCCUUUAUACUCAGAGGAAUAUUACACAGUUCCAGAAAUAAAUGAUAUGGGACAAAAUGAACAUUAUAUUUAUGUAACAUAUCCACCAGAAUUAAAAAGGAGAUUGUUAGAAAGCUGCUACAAUAGAACCACAAGACUAUGAGUGGCAAGUGGUCAAGAGUGGAUUUGAGUAAGUGGACUAGUUUGUUGGUCCUACUUUGGAUACAAAAUAAUAAUGGUUAUGGUUUCAGUUUAGUAUACAUUCUCAAAGAGAGAACAAACAUUUUUUAAAUUUUUCUGUAGAGUCUUUUAUUGGUAAUUUAUUCUUCAUUUGAUUUGUGCCAUAUAUGUUACAGAUUGUUUUAGCACUAAAUGAAGAGGGGCAUCCAUAAAUGUAUUACAGAUUAUUGUACUAUCACACUGCAGCUCGAUAAAUGAACAAAGAAGUUCAACAUGCUCAGUGUAAAAUUUAAUAAUUAAUGCUGUAUAGCUUUAGAGUGAAAAUUAAUCUGGAAUAUUGAGAGUUAUAAAACUGUUCACAUUUCCAUAGUCCUUUGCUAGAAAGAAGUAUGGCUCUAUCUGAGAAAGUAAAAUCAUUAUAAAAGCAGUCAUUCACAACAUAAUAUACCAGUUUUCUCCAAGUAUACAUGAUUUAAAGUACGAACAACAUUGUGUGGACACAAAUAAAGGACUGUGUUGUAUUUAUGCACAUAGGAUUUUUUUCUGAGACAUGUCUCUGCUAUUUAAGCCUUGUGGGGACCAGUACCAUUGAUUUAAUGGGCAUGCUGUUUGCAGUGUGAUACCAUAACUACGAAUCAGGAUUUUGUGGUAUCACAAUAAUGUUUAUUUUCACAUUUAUAGUUUAGUCUAAAGCACUUGCUCCUUAUAUAGUAACAGUCCCUCAUGACUACCCAAAAUUCAGGAUGAAUUUGUAGGAGCAAUGUCAAAGAUCUCUUAACAGAUACUUCUUGUUAAAGAAAAGAGUUUGUGGAGAAAUUCUCUUCUAAAUUAAAAUGACAAAUAUUUGAUUUCUCUCAAAUUAAAAAAUGGAUGUUAUAAAUAACAUACUAUAAUAAGGCAACAAAUGACAAGAAUAAAGGUGGAGAAAGGAACAUCGACCAUCUAAAAUAUGGACUUCGUCACUACUACAUUUCUACAUGCAAAGUCAUGUUAGAUACUGGCAAUCCAUUAAACAAUCAUAUAAUGCAGAAUGUCACAAUCAUAGCUUCAAUUUAUCAAUUCUAUGUAGUAGCUCUGUGCUACGAACAUACAUAGGAAUGUAAUUUUGAACUUGUGUACAUGAAUAAUAUUAUGUGAGAAAUAGCCAUACUUACUCUCAGUGAUAAAUUAUAAAGAGAAAACAGAAGUAAAAGAAAUUGUACAACAUUAUAUUCUAGAAUCUAUGAGCGUUUUUUCUGGACUGACGAAAAAAUGAUAACUUUCAUGUUUCAGAUUGCCAUAAAAUUCUGAUCCACUGACCACUCAUGAAUCAAAACUACCCUAUUCAUUAGCUUGCCCUGGCUCUAUAUUAACUGGCAAAACAUAAAAUAUUAAUAUUUCAACCAACAAUCAAAACAAAUGUUUAAUUUACAUGUUUAAGUGAAAUCUCUAUCUGAAAAUCCUGUAUUAUAAUCAUUUUGUAACAGGGGAGAUUCACAGAAAAUGCAUAUAAUCAACAAGAGAUCCAAACAGUGAAAAGCUAUUAAAAUAAUAAUUUGAUGUGAUCUUGUGUAAGAGGCCUGGUCAAUACCCUAUUUUGCUAUGAAAAGAAAAACUACAAGCUGAUGUAAUCUCAGGCAAAAAGCCUAUAUCAGUAGCAUAAAUGUAAUGCAGCUGUAAAGACAUUAUUGGAAGUAAGUACUGUCUCUUUAGAAAAAUCUCUCAGACAAUCAUUUUGCAACCUUCCCUUCUAGAGCAAAUGUUUUGGGCUUAGCGGACAAUGAUUGUUUAUUAAUCUCUCUCCCUCUCCACAUAUUAUUUGCCUCAUUUUACAACUUACAUUUCAUAAACAGGGUGUUAUUUGUUACAUGUACAUCCCUAAUAUUUAGAAAAGAGUUCAACAAGGAAUUUCACAAAUGAUAAUAUAUAUAGUAGAAAAUAUUCUAAUUCCCAUUAGUAUUUCUGACUUAUUCCUGUCGAAAUACUAAAAGAACAACAUUUUUUAGAGAUAUGGAUUCACAUGAAAAAAGGUACAUCAUGUCAUGUCAUUGGACUCAUUCAUGGGCAUCUAAGUUUACUGGUAGCUAAAAAUUAAACAAUCACAAGUAUACGGAACAAUACUCAUCCCUUUGCAUACCAUCAUACACUCAAACCCAUAUUUUGAUAGCUAAAAUCAUUUAUGAAUUAUUAGUAGUGUCCACAUGAUGCAGGACAUGCUAUGGAUUGCAAACACUAACUUCAUAUCACAUUCAGAAGGGUGAGAAGCAAAAGUUGCAGAAAAACUCAUUGUUUUGGUUAAAUAUUGAGUUUUCAAAAUUGAAAAUCCAUCCAGUUGAAGUUAAAUGUGUUUCCUUUCGAUGCAUGGAGUUCUUGUUGUGAACACUUUGUGUUCCAUUUAUUAACAAUAAUAUAUUCCUGCAGGCUGUACCACAAACACUUUAAAUUCAUUUACUGGGAAGUAUUUUUUUCCCACCAGUGUAUAAUUAGCACUCCAUGUUUUCAACCUAUAUAUUGCGUGUGCAAAUACACUGACCUCCAUGAUUUUUCAUUUUUAUCUUCAUCUGUUCUCAUUUUCUCAGUUUUCAUUUCCUUGCAUUUCUCAUCAUUCAUCAACACUCUUCUUUGACUGUUUAGAUUUUAAAUUUACAGUCUUUCUUCUUCGUAAGCUGUUACUCAUUUUGUUUCCUAAAUGAAUUAUUAAUUUAUUUGACAUUUGAAUCAUACCUGUCCAUACUGAUUUUCUAUGUAACUAGUUCGUAAUGAUUGUUCUUCUGUUUAUCAUUUACUCUAACAUUUUCUGCAAUUCUUCAUUCCUGUAACACAGAAUGUUUGCUCUGGAGCAUUGAAAAUCUGUAUUAGUUUGAAGGACUUACUCUUUACAUUGUGUAGGCAUGGUGUAUUUUAAUCAGUUGUUAUUAAUGCCUCAGUUUUGUAUUUGUAUUUCCUGUCAACUUACACAGUUGUAAUAAAAUCAUGUGUUCACAGAUCAAUUAGACACAAUGCUGAACAGCUCACAAACAAAUUUUACAUGUUUUACUGUUGUCUAGGAGAGAAGAAUUACUACAUUUAUAUUUCUGGUUUCAGUAAUGUCUAUGUGUUCUGUAACUGCACAUUACUUAAGCUGUUACAUUCUGAUGCAAAAGAGAGAAUUUCACGAAAAAAUUUAGUUUAGAAUAUGUUAUAAUCAUCCAAAUUGGCAUUAUGCUGCAUUAUGCUAACAUUUGGGAGAUAUUUGAAAUAAUUACAAAAUUAUAAGAAACUCUCUAUUUCUUUCUUUAAGAAAUUGAAGGCUGAGCAAAUUUAUAGACUGUUUCAAUCUUUGCUGUAGAAAUGAGUCAAUAUAAUUUAUGAGUGUUCAGUUAACAAUUCUGCAUAUGAAGAAGUGCUGUAGGACUUAUCAUUCACAUAAUUCUAGUACUGCCAUUAUUAAACAUAGAGCACUGACUAAAGAAGACUUAAAAUUACAAACUUUCUGCUGAAUUCCUAAGCAUAAUUAUAAAAAAAGAUGAAAACAGUAGGCACAAAUACUAGUGAACUAGUGUCAUACUGAUGAUUCCCAAAUACACAGGAAUUUGUUAUCUUUCCCAAAAAUGACUGGAUCUAGUUAGUGCAAAACUAUGGAAUACAAUUGUUGAUAUAGAGGCAAUUUAUAGACAAGAUAACAGUGGGUGAUAAACAAUGUAGUUGCUCUUCUGUUCGAACUGUGCUACAUUGUAAAUUACAACCCUGACAUAUCGAGAAAAUUUAAAAUCCUGUACUCAUGCUUGAAUAUGAGUAUAGGUGUACUGUUAAAACAAAUGAAUUUGUAUUGGAGUCAAGUCUUCCUCUGCAUUACUUGAGCAGCAGGCAGAGACAGCUUAAGGAAUAUUUUAUUUCAACAUCCAUGAAUGGUUUCUUCUACAAAUGAUUUUGCAUCAAACUGAGCUUCCUUUUUAAUUACUAAUUUGUUCUGCUAUGUUAAAUACUAAUUAGAUUUACAAGGAAAUAUCCUCUUCUUUGAACAUUUUGUUUUUUUGAAUUUAAUCAUUAAUUUUCACACCUGUCACAUGCUUUCUACAGUGAAAGGAGCAGUUUCACUUACACCAAUACUAAUAAUUCAGAUUGUGUGUGUAUUUUGCACAUAUAUAUGUAUGCACACUUUUAUCUGAUUAACACUCUGGGAAAACUGUCACUUGUUUUGUGCAGUUAUAUUGAAUUACAGUUGUGAUGAAGAAAACUGAUAAAAAUACGAACAUUUUUUUGUGUAUAAUGCAAUAAAAUUGUUGAUACAUUUGCUAGAUACGUUUGAAUAACAGAUAUAUUAAUGGUACAUAUACUAUGAUUUUCAUCACAUACCAGAUAAUAAAGUUGUCUGCCAGCUCUUGACUGAUUGCAGUGAUAAAUUUAAAAUGUGUUUUCUUCCAGAAUGUCUGAAAAUAAUAUUUUGUGGCUAAAAUUCAUGUUUUUGGAAGCACAAAAUUAAAACAACAAUUGUUAUUUAGAUUGUAUUUAUUAUAUGAGUAUAUUACAGCUUUACAGUAAAAUAUAAUAGUGAUGCACAUGGCAUGAAUGGUAGAGAUAACUUUGGCAUACAAUGUUCCUUCUCAGAAUAUCUCACUUUUAAAUGUAAAUUUUAUAAAAAAUGUCUAAUGGUUACUGCAAGAAAACACCAUUCUUUUGGAAAUAAAAGGAAAUGCUUUCA